This is a messenger RNA of Malania oleifera, 1656 nucleotides long. Its product is annotated as autophagy-related protein 18a-like. The transcript has 4 exons. Bases 106 to 1419 code for a protein of 437 amino acids. Gene Ontology annotation, molecular function: phosphatidylinositol-3-phosphate binding; phosphatidylinositol-3,5-bisphosphate binding; protein binding. The record is from RefSeq and is a predicted model, not a curated record. Lineage: Eukaryota; Viridiplantae; Streptophyta; Magnoliopsida; Santalales; Ximeniaceae. Gene Ontology annotation, biological process: protein localization to phagophore assembly site; protein lipidation; autophagy of mitochondrion. Gene Ontology annotation, cellular component: cytosol; phagophore assembly site membrane; extrinsic component of membrane.
UUCGCUGGAAAGUCUCCUUCCUGGUGGCAAGCUCGUCUUCUCCGGAAGCUCCACUUUCUGCCUUCUCCUCUGGGAACAAAACCCUCCAUCCUAAACUUCCCUUCCAUGGCCACACUCUCCCCGCCCUCUUCUUCCUGGCGUCUGCAAAACCCUAACACUAAUUUAAACCCUGAGCUUCUCUGUCGCCCCAAAAUGCCCCUAAGCUCCCACUCCCCCCAAGCCCUAAACCCUCCGGUUGAAGAUGACGACUCAGACCCACAACCCCUCUCCGACCUCCGGGACCCAUCUACAGUCUCAAAUUUCAUCCAAAACCCAUCCCCUAACGCCCCUCGGUUCAACACGGUUCCCGCCCUGCUUCACCUCUCCUUCAACCAAGACUCUUCUUUCUUCUCCGUGGGCACGACCCACGGGUUCCGGAUCUACAACUCCGACCCGUUUCGGGAAAUCUUCCGCCGGAACUUCUUCGACGACAGCGGCGGCGGCGUUGGAGGCAUUGGCAUCGUCGCGAUGCUCUUCCGGUGCAUUAUUUUUGCUCUCGUUGGUGGCGGCCCUGCCCCGCAGUACCCCAAGAACAAGGUCAUGAUCUGGGACGACCACCAGUCGCGGUGCAUUGGUGAACUGUCGUUCCGCUCCGAGGUCAAGGGUGUGCGGCUCCGCCGCGACCGCAUUGUUGUGAUUCUCCUCCAGAAACUGUUAGUCUACAAUUUUGCGGACCUGAAAUUGCUUCAUCAAAUUGAGACCUUCGGGAACCCAAAGGGGUUGUGCGAGGUUUCUCAGGUUUCGGGGUCGCUUGUUUUGGCGUGCCCAGGACUGCACAAGGGUCAGGUGAGGGUGGAGCACUAUGGGUCGAAGCGAACCAAGUUUAUUACAGCACAUGAUUCCAGGAUUGCUUGCUUUGCGCUUACACAAGAUGGCGGAUUGCUCGCCACAGCGAGUAGCAAAGGGACUUUGAUUAGGAUUUUCAAUACGCUUGAUGGGUCGUUGCUUCAAGAGGUAAGAAGAGGUGCAGAUAGAGCAGAGAUUUAUAGUCUUGUGUUCUCCUCCACUGCUCAAUGGUUAGCUGCAUCUAGUGAAAAGGGAACUGUCCACGUCUUCAGCCUCAAGGUUGAAUCUGGUUUACUAGGGAAUGACAGAUCACGCAACACAUCUGAACCAAGUCCUUCGACAUCAUCUGCUAUUUCAUCUCUUCCCUUCAUCAGAGGUGUUCUACCGAAGUACUUCAGCUCAGAGUGGUCAGUGGCUCAGUUUCGACUGCAUGAAGGCGUCCACUACAUUGUUGCCUUUGGUCACCAAAGGAACACUGUUAUGAUUCUUGGCAAGGAUGGCAGCUUCUAUCGAUGCCAAUUUGACCCAGUGGCUGGUGGAGAUAUGACGCAGUUAGAAUACUACAAUUUCCUGGAGCAAGAAGGAACUUUCUGAAAGUGUAUCUAUAUAUAUAUAUAUAUAUAUAUAUAUAUAUAUAUAUAUAUAUAUAUAUUUUGGCCAAGUCAUUACCAUUAUAUGUUUAUAUUUUUCUUAGAUUUAUUUGGAGGGACUGAAUGACUUGUAAAUAUAUUGAAGGUGUAAAUAGGCCUAAAGCCUGCAUUAUGUCCUGGGCUGUAUAUAAAUCUAUUACCAUGUAUAUACCAUGCAUAUAUGUUAGCAGAAAUAUUUAGG